GACUCAAAUACCCCUGCUUGUGCUCUGUAGACUUCUGGCUGGGAAGGACUUGAGAGUUGAGGUGCUAUGCUCCAGAACUCUGGUCCAGACCUGGUCUCCUGAAAGAGAGGGGCCCUUGCUGUGCUCCUUUCCCCAGAAGACUGCACGGAAAAUUGAGUCACAUUGGUGGAAGAAAACACAGUGAGGAGAAUUACACUGAUCUGGCCUAGAGUUUGUGACAGAUUCUGCUUGUCAUCAGAAAGCCUGAAGACUGGAAGGGACCCUGCUCAGCUGCUCUCUCCCCUUCCAAGACAAAAGCGACACACAGUCCGCAACAUGUCCAACAUAUUUGAGCGGGCGAGCAAGAACAUGAUCAAACGUCUUGGUGGGAAAGACAUGAGGCCUGUCACAUGUGCGCUGGAUGCCAACAAAUUCCGUCAGUUUAGUAUAAUACUGAAGAGAUCUCGAUUUUUGAUCGGGGAAGGUCCUGAUGACAUUCCAGUUGGAUAUUCUCUCAUGCAAAUUCUGGAACCCAGUUCUUCAGUCCCAGACUCUGUAAUAUCUGGUCCACUUAGCACCGUGGACUUUGAAGUCAAGAAGCUGACUGCUGAUGUGGGUAUCAAUGUUGGUGUGGAAGUGAGUGUGUCAGGAGGAGUCACUCGGUCCCAUGGAUCCACUCUUGAGAUUCAGAGUGUUAGCAUCCCGAACUGCAAUCUGGAAAUCCUUCAAAACAGGAAACUGUUGGACCAAGAGCCAUCAUUUUUGAGUAUUUGCCGAAGGAGAGGGGACAACCUAUAUGUGGUGACAGAAGCUGUUGAACUGACCAAAGAUACUGUUCUGUGUGACAACAGCAGUGUGGCUCUUUCAGGAAAAGUGUCUAUCCCUCAGGUUACUUCUGUCAAGGGUGAAGGCCAAGGACAAGGCCAGCGGGAGACAACAAUGAGGGUCCUUCAGGGCACGGUGAUGGCCUACAGGAAGAAGAAGCUGGUCAUCAAGGACAAAUACUGCAGCGUACUUGUAAUCGAUGACACGAAGCAGAGGACCUUUCAGUAUGAGCAACCUACACUGCGAAGUGCAGAAAUGACAAAGCAUCACUUUCAGUGUUCGCCCAGAAGCAUUUGUGUAGAAGCGCCGGAGGAGCUAAGGAGAGAAAUCUACAAGAUGGAGUUCAGUCCCAUCCUUCCGAUAGGAAGAAUAGAGGAACCUUUUGGGAAAGGUUUCAGACUCCUGGAAGAGGAGGUUUCUGAGAAUGUGAAGGCUCUGGCCUGGGUCUCAAAGGACGGAAGGGAUGUCAUGUUCCAUAGUAUCCUGGCCAUGCUGGCGGACAGAGAGGCUCUGCAGAAGCUGAUGGACAUGUUGGAAAUGGAAAACUUCAGUCAUCUGGACGGCCCUGGUGGUAAGAUCCUAGAUGAGCUCCGACAAGGAUCAAGCCCUCCCUGGAUUAACCUAGAGAACCUCAUUUUUUACCUCCUGGAAGUCUUACUAGUGCUGAGUGAUGCCCAGUUUGUUCUGCUGGUCCAAUCUGUGGAGAAGAGAAUUCUGUUUCAGCAACGAGAGCUGGUAAGGAGCAUCCUAGAGCCAAAUUUCAAGUACCCCUGGCACAUCCCCUUCACCCUCCCAGCAGAGCUCCUCUCCCCACUCCAGGGAGAGGGCCUGCGCAUCACCUAUGCCCUGCUGGAGGGGUGCGGCCUUGAGAUGGAGCUGGGGAGCCCCCGGUCAACCUGGCACCUGGAAGCCAAGAUGCCCUUGUCUGCCCUCUAUGCAGCUCUGUCACUGCUGCUGCAGCUGGCUAAGGACUGGCAGAGAGUUAGUCCAGGGCCUGGCCCAGCCCACUCAGUGAGAACCCUUGGCAGGCCUGGGAGGUCCCGCUGCUCCCAUUUCCUCCCCGGGACCUUGAUACAUGUGGAGACAGGGGUUGGGAGAGACUUGAGGGAAUGUUCUAGGGUGAUGGAAAUGCUUCGUUGAUAAAGGUUAAUAAAUCUUUUGAAAUGCCUCAAAA
This is a messenger RNA of Chinchilla lanigera (long-tailed chinchilla), 1978 nucleotides long. It is a transcript of the gene Gsdmc, whose product is annotated as gasdermin C. Gene Ontology annotation, molecular function: phosphatidylserine binding; phosphatidylinositol-4-phosphate binding; phosphatidylinositol-4,5-bisphosphate binding. Bases 316 to 1944 code for a protein of 542 amino acids. The transcript has 13 exons. NCBI's taxonomy places the organism in Eukaryota, Metazoa, Chordata, Mammalia, Rodentia, Chinchillidae. Gene Ontology annotation, biological process: defense response to bacterium; pyroptotic inflammatory response. The record is from RefSeq and is a predicted model, not a curated record.